Molecule: messenger RNA, 692 nt
Organism: Bactrocera neohumeralis
Lineage: Eukaryota; Metazoa; Arthropoda; Insecta; Diptera; Tephritidae
Product: cuticle protein 38-like
Exons: 2
Coding region: 170-484 (104 amino acids)
Source: RefSeq, a predicted model, not a curated record
UGCCUACUUAGUAUUACAAAACCGUUUUUACCACACUUUUAGGUAAUUUAUGUACUUCAACGGGUAAAUAUCGAAUUUAGUAUAAAAGCUAGCGGCUUUUUAGCUAUAGACACCACAAUUCGUUUAACUCUUCGCCUGCAAAGAAGUUCAAAAACAAAAACUUAACAAAAUGUUCAAAUUGUUCGCAGUCUGCUUCUUGGCUCUCUUCGCUGUCGCUUUCGGUGCUGCUAAGCCCGGUCUCUUGGCUGCUCCAUUGGCUUACUCCGCUCCAUUAGCCGCUGCCCCAGUUGCUGCUGCCUAUGCCGCUCCAUUCGCCUACACUGCCGGAUAUGCUGGUUACGUUGCACCCUACGCCAGCAGCUACUCAGCUCACUCGAUUGCCCACUCCGCCGCUUUCCCAGCUGCCUAUGCCGCCGCUCCAGUUGUCGCCGCCCCAGCACCAGUGGUCGCUGCUGCUCCAGCCGUCGCUGUGUUGCGCAAAUAAGUUUUACAUAAUCUGCUGAACCUUUAUUUAUGAGACUGUGAUGGAAUUAAAAUUGAAAAGACGUUAUAGCAAAUACAUACAUAUAUGAGAAAACAUAAAGUAGAAAUUUAAGCUUAAUUUUUUUUUUAUUCAUGAUUUCUUCAUUAAAAAAAUGGUCUAGGCAUUUACUAUAGGUUAUGAAAUUAAAUCACUUUCUUCUUUAAUAAAA